This is a messenger RNA of Ophidiomyces ophidiicola, 1338 nucleotides long. RefSeq names its product HSP70/90 co-chaperone (gene CNS1). The transcript has 2 exons. Gene Ontology annotation, molecular function: Hsp90 protein binding. Bases 1 to 1338 code for a protein of 445 amino acids. The record is from RefSeq and is a predicted model, not a curated record. NCBI's taxonomy places the organism in Eukaryota, Fungi, Ascomycota, Eurotiomycetes, Onygenales, Onygenaceae. Gene Ontology annotation, biological process: protein folding.
AUGGCCCGAAUAGAAGAGCUCCCCAGCGCCUUCGACGACGCCCUCAACCUGAACGUCCCGCCCACCACCACCAACACGACUACUGCCAACGCCUCCCACGAGACCCCCUUUGGCAUCAAACCCAAUGGGCUAACGACAAGCGACCCCACAGCCCCCUCCCUACCGCCCUCGAUGGCAUCCGUCAAAUCGCACUCGGCAGCCGAGAUCCAGGCGAUGCUGAACCAGACGCCGCUGUUCAUGACGGACGUCGCGGCGGCGGCGCAGCCGGACGAGGGAGGAGGGGAGAACAUGUUCCUGGAAGCCAUCCGCGCGCUGCAGCACGAGGGCACGCAGCUGGAGGUGGCGCGCGGGUUCCGCGAGACGGGCAACGAGCUGGCGCGCGAGAAGAAGUGGCGCGAUGCGCGUGAGUUCUACGACAAGGCGCUGGCGACGGUGCGCGCGAAGGAGGGGCAGGGAGAGGGGGAGGGGAAGGUGGUGUGGGAUGUGAGUGCGGAUCCGGAGGGGGAUAGGGAGGCGAUGAGGGAGGUGGAGGAGAAAGUGCUGGUCAACCGCGCGCUGUGUAAUCUCGAGAUGAAGAACUACCGCUCGUGCACGCUCGACUGCGCGGCGGCGCUGCAGCUCAACCCGCGCAACCUCAAAGCCUACUACCGCACGGCGCGCGCGCUGCUGGCGCUGGACAAGACCACGGCCGCCGGCGACGCCGCGCACCGCGGCCUGGCGCUCGACCCGGCCAACGCCGCGCUGCAGCAGCUCGCGCCGCGCAUCGCCGCGCGCCACGCCGCCCUGGAGCAAGACGCCGCGCGCCGAAGGGCCGCCGACGCGCGCGCCGCACGCAUCGCACGCACGCUGGCCACGGCGCUGCGGGCGCGCGGCAUCCGCACGCGGUCAUCAGCAUCAGCAUCAGCAUCACAGCAGAAGCAGCAGCCGGAGCUGGAGGACGCGGCGAUGCAUCUGGCGCCGGACCCGGAGGCGGCGGGCAGCACGCUGGUGGUGCCGUGCGUGGUGCUGUAUCCGGCGCACGCGCAGAGCGACGUGAUCAAGGCGUUUGCCGAGACCGACUGCGUGCGCGAGCACCUGGCGUACCUGCUGCCGGCGCCGUGGGACCGCGAGGGCGAGUAUACGGUGGACGGCGUGGAGUGCUUCAUGGAGACGGCGGCGGGCGGGCUGGUGCGCGUCGGCAAGGACGUGAGUCUGCUGGAGGUGCUCAGCAGCAGCAACGGUGGUGGUGGCGCGGUGGUCGAGAUUGUCGACGGGCUGGUGACGAUACAUGUCUUGCCGGCCGCCAGGAGCGCGCGGUGGAUCGAGGAGCUAAAGGCGCGAAGGAGCGUGCGCGGAUGA